AUGAGGCGACGAAAGCCAGCCUCACGCAUGACCCUCUCCGAAGACGUUGGUCGGACGGACAAAAGAAAAGCGAGAGACCGAGAUAGGCCAGGGCCUUUCGCAGGAAUGAAUAUGCGACAAGUUCCACGAUCAUUACAAGCAGCAACAGAGGCAGUUCAGUCUUCGACGAGACCCGCAUCCAGACCAAAGAAGGACAAGGAUGACCGCCCCUUAUUUCACGCGCUCAAGAUGCAGCAAGCACUGACACCUGUGUCUUAUGUGCAAAGGGAUAAAAUCAAAGCUAGACUGGAGACCAUCACAACGUUCGAAGAAUUGGGGUUGAUGCCUAUCGUGUCCGAUGCCGUCUAUACUCAAGCCUUGCCAGGCCUUACAGAAUACACGCCAACCCCUGCGCAAAAGGUCGCUAUACCAGCCCUACUGAGCAAGAAAGGUGCUUUUGAGAAGGAGCAGAAGAAACAAGCCGAUGGGUCAAAUCGCUUUGAUACAUUCCUGCUAGCUGCCGAGACUGGAUCCGGGAAGACGUUGGCGUAUCUACUCCCGGUCAUCGACCAUGUCAAGCGGCAAGACGAGCUGGAUAAGUCGUCGACAGCGUUGAAGGAGACACAAGAUGCCGCGGCUCUGAAAAAGAGGUUGGCAGAGAAUGUCUUCGAUGCCGACCCUGCUGAGACCGAGGAAAAGGUCAAUCCCAGCCUCGGCAGACCGAGAGCCCUCAUACUUCUCCCCUCAUCCGAACUGGUCGCACAGAUUGGGAAAGUGGCAAAGAUCAUGUCACACACCGUCAAAUUCCGCGCCGAGCACAUAUCGGCCUCCAACAGUCCAACCGUGAUCCGAAAUCGACUCUUCCGACCAAGUGGCAUUGACAUUGUUGUGUCCACACCUCAUCUGAUUUCCAGCAUCGCCGAGAAGGAGCCAAACAUUCUGAGCCGUGUCCAGUACGUGGUUGUGGAUGAAGCCGAUUCCCUCUUCGAUCGCUCAUUCCAGGAGACAACGCGUGGCAUUAUCGACCGAGCGGCGCCAUCCCUAAAACAACUCAUCCUCUGUUCUGCCACGAUUCCACGAAGCCUAGAUAAGUUUGUGGAUCGUACGUAUCCAAAUACCACCCGCCUGGUAACGCCGAAACUACACAGCAUUGCCCGACGAGUGCAGCUUGGCGUAGUAGACAUAGACAAAGACCUGUACCGAGGAAACCGAAAUCUCGCAUGUGCUGACGCCAUCUGGCAAAUUGGCAAGUCCAAACAUGAUGAUACGUCCAAGUAUCACACGGUCAAAUGCAUGAUGGUAUUUGUCAACGAGCGGGACCAAGCUGAGGAGGUGGCCAAGUUCCUGGCCAGCAAGGGCAUCGAUGCUGUACCAUUCACCAGAGACCACUCCGAGCAACGACAAAGCGAAAUUCUAGAUGCCUUCACUUCGAGCAGCCGCGUCGAAGGCGCUGAGAAGUCAUCCGCCGAGAAGACGCGGUUCAACUUCCGCGACUUUGUGCCCUUUGAAGGAGCGCGCCCCGAUGCCGACCCUAUCAAGCCGUCGAGACAUCUGGCCGACACAAAAGUUCUUGUAACAACAGACUUAGGAUCACGAGGUAUCGACACCCUAGCGGUGCGUCAUGUGAUUCUCUACGAUGUACCCCAUACGACUAUAGACUUCAUCCAUCGCCUUGGCAGAGUGGGAAGGAUGGGCAGGCGUGGUCGAGGCAUUGUUUUGGUCUCGAAGCAUGACAGGAGGGAUAUUGUGCGCGAAGUACAAGACGCCAUGUUUAAAGGCCAGGCUUUGAUAUAA
Molecule: messenger RNA, 1773 nt
Organism: Cyphellophora europaea CBS 101466
Lineage: Eukaryota; Fungi; Ascomycota; Eurotiomycetes; Chaetothyriales; Cyphellophoraceae
Exons: 1
Coding region: 1-1773 (590 amino acids)
Molecular function (GO): nucleic acid binding; ATP binding
Source: RefSeq, a predicted model, not a curated record